Molecule: messenger RNA, 822 nt
Organism: Acanthocheilonema viteae
Lineage: Eukaryota; Metazoa; Nematoda; Chromadorea; Rhabditida; Onchocercidae
Source: the annotation of a GenBank genome assembly
AUGCCAACACCACUUUUACUAAAACGAGAUUGGCAACGCGACCAUGUGUAUUUGGUACAGUUCCCUCGAGCUGGUUGUAUUCCAAGUUUAUCAAUGUUCGCCUUAAAAUUGGAAACUUGGCUUCGGAUAACUAAAAUUCCAUAUUCGAAUAUCAGCAAUGAAUUCACUAAAUUCUCCUUCAAAAAACAAAUUCCAUUUAUUGAACUGAAUGGACGACAAAUACCGGAUAGUAAUUAUUGCAUUGAACAUCUUUCGCGAGUCUUUAAGAUUGAUUUGGAAGAGCGUUUGAAUCCAAUGGAAAAAGCACAAGCUCGAGCUUUCACUCAUCUACUUGAGGAAUCUAUAAGAUGGACCGUACUAUAUAAUCGUGGCAAAAACAAUAAAUUCAUGGGAACAGAGAAAGGUUUUAUCAGACAUUACACAGGUGCUAAAAAAUCUCUCUUCCAAUAUGUAUUUGUGGAACAGUUUCGGAAAAAGAUUUGGAAAUUAUGCUAUUGGCAAGGAAUUGGUAGGCAUGGAAUUGAUGAAGUGGAAAGCAUUGCAAAGAAAGAUUUAACAGCACUGUCCGUUUUCCUUGGUGAUAAACAGUAUUUUUUUGGUUCUGUACCUACUACGUUGGAUGCGAUUGCUUUCGGUAAUUUAACCCAAAUAUUUUAUACACCGAUGAACAGUGAUGUUUUACGGAAAUAUAUGGAAGAAAACACUCCAAACUUGGUAUCUUUCAUUCAAACAAUGCGUGAAACGUACUGGAAGGAUUGGGAGGAAGCUUGUCAAACGUUGUCUCUCAAUACUCGAAAUGUUUGUAAUGACGUGAAAAAAUGA